AUGGAAAAUGGAAUUCAGCCUAAUAGAUGCACUUGGAACAUACUUAUUGAUGGAAUGUGCAAAGGGGGAAAACUUGAGAAGGCACAAGAAAUCUUUAAAGAUCUUUUAAUUAAAGGCUACCCUUUAAAUGUAUGUAAUUAUAAUACUAUGAUCAAUGGUCUUUGUAAAGAGGGUUUUCUUGAUGAGGCAUUGACCUUAUGGUCCAAAAUGGAAGACAAUGGUUGCUUGCCUGAUGCAAUAACUUUCGAAAUAAUGAUUAGGGCUCUAUUUGAAAAGGAUGAGGCUGAUAAGGCAGAGACAUUUCUUUAUGAAAUGAUAUCUAGAGGCUUGUUGUAA
Molecule: messenger RNA, 336 nt
Organism: Vigna angularis (adzuki bean)
Lineage: Eukaryota; Viridiplantae; Streptophyta; Magnoliopsida; Fabales; Fabaceae
Product: pentatricopeptide repeat-containing protein At1g63080, mitochondrial-like
Exons: 1
Coding region: 1-336 (111 amino acids)
Molecular function (GO): protein binding
Source: RefSeq, a predicted model, not a curated record